AAAGUCUCAUUUCACAUUCCUCUCUGCUUCACUGCAAAAUCUCUCUCUCUCUCUCUCUCUCUCUCUCAUUCUUGAUUUUUUGCUGGGCACUUUUUCCCUCUCGAUUAAACCUUAAAGAAGCAGCAACGCUUUGAAUUAAAGCGCACCUUCGUGAAUCGCAACCCACCCAUAGGCCUUUUUUUUUCUUGCUUUGUUGGUUGAAAAUGGCGGAGGAGUUGGAUGACUGUGAGUACUGGCUUCCGCCCCAGUUCCUCACUGAGGAUGACUUGCUCAUGGACUUCAAGAAAGGCGCGAGCAAGGGCAAUGAGAAGGGAAUGGGGUUGGGUAGGGAUUUUGGGGUUCCUCAGGAGCUUGGCUAUGGCGGGUUCGGGGCUUUUCUCAGCUCAACCUCCGAUCUGAGUUCACCCGUUGAGUCGUUAACCGAGACGGAGAGCGACGAGGAUGACUUCAUCACUGGAUUGACCCGCAAAAUGGCUCAGUCCACUCUCCACGACUCUGUUUAUGACCUCGAAAACACCAAGGCGUGGCGUUUGUCUGGUUCGCCUCAAUCGACGCUGUGUGGGGUUCUUGGGGGCGGGUGUGGGUGCAGCCCUAACUAUCCCUCGCGGGUCUCAUCUCCCCCGACGCCGGAAAUGGCGCGCAACGCCGACGACGGCGCUUGGGAUCUGCUCUACGCCGCCGCCGGCGAGGUGGCGAGGAUGAAAAUGAUGGAGGAAGCUGCGGCGGCGCUAUACCAGAGCAAAAAUGGGGUCUGGGCACCUCCUAGGAGGCCCAGUCCCGUCACUGUUCCCUCUACUCCCCAAAAUCCCCAGCUCUCUACUUAUCAGCAGUUGCAGCUGGCCCAAUUUCAGCGACUGAAACAGCUCCAGAUGGUGAAGAACCAGCAAGGAGGGAGCAUUGGGCCGUAUCAGGCGGUGAAUCAAAGCAGAAUCGCCAAGAAUGGCGGUGGAGGUGUGGGAUUCCGGCCGUCUGCUUGGCCGACCCAGCAACAGUCUCAGCUCCCUGGGUCAGGGAUGAGAGCGGUGUUUCUUGGAAAUCCGGGCGGCGGCGCAAAAAGGGAGUGUUCCGGGACGGGGGUUUUCAUCCCCAGAAGAACUGGGAAUCCGUCUGAAUCUCGCAAGAAGCCAGUGUGCUCCACAGUUUUACUGCCAGACAGGGUGGUCCAAGCCCUGAACCUGAAUGUGGCUGACUCCCAUUCCCAUCCCCAUCACCCUCCUCAGGGUCUGCAACCUAGGUUCAAUGCCAAUGCUGCUGUUUUUACUCAUGACUAUGAUGGUGCUGGUGCUGGUCUAAGGAACCAUAGGAGCAAUGGUGCCGGCUUGGCUCAACCGAAGAAGCACAACCCGCAGGGCAUGGCAAACCACUACAACCACCACCACCACCACCACCACGAGCUCCGCCUUCCUCAGGAGUGGACUUACUAAUACAUUUUUGGGAUUUUGGAAGCUAUUCCUCAAGAUUAGUAUUUGGAAACAAGGAAGUUUGUCUUAGGUAGUUUUCCAAGGGAAAGUGAAGUAUAGGGUAUAAUUUAUGUUGGCAACUGCAUUAAUAUUAAUAGUAGUAGCUGUAGGGGUUAGUCUUAAGGAGGCAAAAAAUGUUGGAUCAAAAUAUUGUGAAAGAAAAUGGGGUUUUUGUGGGUAGGUUUAGGAUUUAAAGAAUAAAAUGUUUUGUUGGUCAAGCCUUAAUGAAAGAAAUAUUUGAGAAGAAAAAGAAUGGAAGAAACACAGGUUUUUAUGGUCAAUUUCGUUGGUUCAAGCCACAAACUGUGAUGGAUUGCAGUUUUUCUUUGCUGUUUGAACGGGAGAAAGAAUAAAGAAUCCCAAUUUUUGUUAGAGAAAGGGGUUGGGGUCAUGUUUUGGUUUGAUUUUACAGCCCUGUUUCAUGAUUUAUAUAUAAUUUUUAGUAAUUAAUAUAUAUUUUUAUAUUUA
Messenger RNA from Ipomoea triloba (trilobed morning glory), 1928 nucleotides. RefSeq lists its product as uncharacterized. The record is from RefSeq and is a predicted model, not a curated record. The transcript is spliced from 5 exons. Lineage: Eukaryota; Viridiplantae; Streptophyta; Magnoliopsida; Solanales; Convolvulaceae. The coding region runs from base 204 to 1424 and encodes 406 amino acids.